AUGUCCGCCAGCUCGAGCUCGUCGGGCACCAACCCGUUCGCCGCUGCUGCCGCAGUAGCGAUCUCGGCUGCCACCGCUCAACUGAUCAACAUCAAGUCCCACGUUCCCGUGACGCUUGAUCUCGGCGACUCCAACUUCGGCACAUGGCGCACCUUCUUCCUCAUCGCGUUCCGCAACUUCGGUGUCCUCGACCACAUCGACGGCACUCGGUUCGCCAACCUGAUGCUUGAUGACGCCGAGUGGACGCAGAUCGAUACUUGCAUCAUCUCCUGGCUCUACACCACGCUCUCCUCCGACCUCCUCUCCGCCGUCAUCCAGCCGGCCGACGACGCCUACACCACCUGGACCGCCAUCACCGACCAGUUCCUCGACAACGUCGUGUAUCGCACCGUCCAGGCUCGUCAGCAGUUCCAUGGGGUCCUGACCGACACCCUCCGCGACAUCGGUGCUCCCGUCUCCGACCCCGACCUCGUCGUCAGCCUCCUCAGCGGCCUCAACUACAAGUUCACCAACUGCGUCACCACCAUCUCCGCCGCGCGCCCCAGGAUGACGUUUCGCCAAGCCCGGUCGUUCCUUCUACAGGAGGAACUCUGGAUGAACACACGGGCUCAGAAGGCUGCCGCCACCGCCCUGCUCUCUUCGUCGCGUUCCACAGGCGCAUCUCCCGCAACGCUCGCCGCCGGAUCCGCGCCUCCUACUUCUCCGUCCAUUCCGCAGGCCAGUGGCCAGCACUCCGGCGGGAACGACAACCGUGCACGAAAGCGCAAGAAGCAGGAUAGCCGCCCUCGCAACAACCAGGGCUGCACGAACACUGGUGGCCAGUCACGCGGCGCUCCCACGGCCGCCUCCUGGGACAACCCCUGGCACGGCGUGGUCCAGGCUUGGCCGCUCGCGGGACUUCCAUAG
Messenger RNA from Panicum hallii, 906 nucleotides. RefSeq lists its product as uncharacterized. The record is from RefSeq and is a predicted model, not a curated record. The transcript has 2 exons. Bases 1 to 906 code for a protein of 301 amino acids. NCBI's taxonomy places the organism in Eukaryota, Viridiplantae, Streptophyta, Magnoliopsida, Poales, Poaceae.